GGCUGACUGUCAGUGUGACUUGGGUCCAGGGGUGUGAGGAGAGAGGCAGGAGGGAGGGCAGUUCUUGGAUGAGUGGUGCCUGAGCAAUCUCCUUUCCUUCAAUACUUUGAGGGCUCAGAGGAAAAAACAAUUAGAUAAGCAUCUUUAAUUUCCUUUAGGUAAAAUCUUGCUCAUUUUAGCAAAAUUGCAUUUAAUAUCGAGAGGGCUUUUGUGGGAGAAAGAUUAAUCAGAGGAAACUCUCCAGUUUAAGGAAAAGCUCCUGCUGUGGUCUUUGAAGAUGUUUUAAUUUUAUGAAAUCAAAGGAACAGAACUCUCAGGCACAUGUUAAACCUGUCUCCAUGCUCUCGAAAGCAUCUCCUAGACUUGGUAUUGAUUGGUGGGUGUCUGGUUUCCUGGCAGAUCAGGAACGUGGGGCAGCCCCCUAACCUUAUCUCUUCUAGAGGAUGGUUCUGUGGGUUUCGAGAAGGACGCGGAAAUAAGUCUUCCAUGUUCCGAUGGGACAGCAGUGAAUAUAAUUUUGGCUAAUUCCCUGGAGCCAUUAGAAUCUUCAGCUGUGCCUCCCAAGACUGUCACCUUCUUUCCAGGGCCAGAUGUUGCCAAGUCCAGGGUAACAACAACUGACAUAUGAAUAGGUUGGGAGUGGCAUUUAGUGGAGGGAUAUGUUUUAAACUUUGCUUCAGAGUUACCCUGGGAUAUAUCGAUCAGGGUUGUAAAUACUUGGGUGUACACUCAACCUACGGCAGUGCAGUAGAGCAGGGGAACAAGUUCGAGGGGAAAGCAAAGAGCCAAGCCAGUCCACCCAAGCUCAUAGCGCAUUAUUCACAACAGGUAAAUACUGGCAGCAACACACGUGUCCAUGGAUGGCUGAAUGGAUAAACACAGCAUGUUAUUUGCAUGCAAUGGAGUAUUACUCAGCCUUAAAAAGGAAGGAGAUUCUGACACCUGCUACAACACGGAUAAGCUUUGGUGAUAGUAUGCCAAAGGAGAUGAGCCAGUCACAGAAGGACAAACACUGUAUGAUGCCACUUAGACAAAGUACUGAGAGCAGUCAGAUUCAGAAAGACACGAUGGAGAACCAGGGUUGCCUGGGACUGAGGGAGGGGGAGGGGGAGCUGGUGUUUAAUGGGGGCAGAGUUUCCCUCUGGGAAGAUGAAAAGCCCUGGAGACGGAUGGUGGUGAUGGUUGCUUCGUACUGCUGAAUUGCACACGCUAAAGAUAGUUAACAUCUUGUGAGUAUUUUGCCACAAUUAAAAAAAAUUUAAUUCCCUUAAAAAGCAAAAAGAAAAAAAGGCCAGACCAAAACCACAAAUCUCAUGGGCUGAAGUCUUGCCUCUCAGAGACUUCCUCAAACUCUGACAACCCCCUGAGGGCCUCUAGAUCUGAGCUGAAAACUUCUGCAUGGACUCUAUUUAGAACUUUCUCCUCAUGACGGUCUUAAAAAUAGAAAGGAAGAAAGGAGCUGCUGGCAUUGGUGCAGCUCAAAGGCCGUCACAGCUGAAGGGAGGGUUGUGACCUGCGGAGGCGCCGGAGAGCAGCCUCCCACCCAGCGGGCUCCCUUAUUUAGACAUUUUCAAAGGAAAUGGAGUUACCUUAAAGUCUCAAAGGGGGUGCAAAAGCCUCGGAAGAAGCUCAUGCCGCGGGGCUCUGCCAGGAGGAAGCCGGCGGCAGGACCCUCGCCGGAGGCCCAGCUGGUACAGCAUGGAGCGCUCAAGGAAGAUGGAGUUCUUCCAGAAGCUGGGCUACGGCCGGGAGGAUGUGCUCAGGGUGCUGGACAAGCUGGGUGAGGAUGCUCUGGUGAAUGACGUGCUGCAGGAGCUGAUCCAGACUGGCAGCCGCCCCAGCGCCCACCAGAGCAGUGCUGCACCUGCGCCCCUGCUUGUCCCCAGGGGCUGCUGCGGGACCCCGGACUCCGCCCAGCGCGGGCUGGCGGUGGACCUGGAGCAGGAGAGCGGAUGCCCAGCCAGUUCCUUGCGACCCAUAGUGAUCGACGGCAGCAACGUGGCAAUGAGCCACGGAAAUAAAGAAGCCUUCUCUUGCCGGGGAAUCCAGCUGGCUGUAGACUGGUUCAGGGACAGAGGACACACCUACAUCAAAGUUUUUGUGCCUUCCUGGAGGAAAGACCCACCGAGAUCUGAUACCCCGAUCAGAGAGCAGCACGUGCUGGAGGAGCUGGAGAGGCAGGCGGUGCUGGUGUACACGCCGUCCCGCAAGGUGAGCGGCAAGCGGGUGGUCUGCUACGACGACCGCUACAUCGUGAAGGUGGCCUACGACCAGGACGGGGUCAUCGUCUCCAAUGACAACUACCGCGACCUGCAAAGCGAGAACCCCGAGUGGAAGUGGUUCAUCGAGCAGAGGCUGCUCAUGUUCUCCUUCGUCAACGACCGGUUCAUGCCUCCUGAUGACCCUCUGGGCCGUCGGGGCCCCACCCUGAACAACUUCCUGAGCAGGAAGCCAAAGCCCCCAGAGCCGUCCUGGCAGCACUGCCCCUACGGCAAGAAAUGCACCUAUGGCAUCAAGUGCAAGUUCUACCACCCAGAGAGGCCGCACCAUGCGCAGCUGGCGGUGGCCGACGAGCUCCGCGCGCAAACGCGGGUCUGGCGGAGCGCGGGCGGCGAGCAGGGCGUCUCCUGGGGCGGCCCCAUCGCCCGGUCGGGCCCCCGGGAGCCAGGAGCGCGCAGCCUGCCCCCCGCGCGGCCGCUGCCGGACGUGGCGACUCUCGAAGGCAGCUUCUCGCGGCUCGCCCUCAGCGACGACUCGGGGCUCCUCCGGGCGACCCCUCCUCCCCGGCCGAGCUGUCCCGACUGGAGGGUACCUGGGCUCCCGUCGUCCCAGCCAGCCCCUCCCGGCCCGCGGGGUGGAUCGCGCCAAGGCGCCUCGAAGAGCGACCGGUGUCCUCCGCGGCCCGCCGACCCAUGGGCCCUCCCUCCCGGGGCCGGCCGGCUCCUGGACCGCUCGUCCUGGGCAGAGUCGGGCUGGGACGAUACAGCCUUCGGAGGACAUUUGGGGUCCGCGGCCCAGGUCCGGGCGGGCGAGGUGGACGCGCGCGCCCAGGCACGCACGGUGCUCUGCAGCAUCUUCCCGUCCCACCAGGUGGACAGCGUCAUGGCCCUCUUCCCCGCGCUCUCGGAUGUCACCAGGCUCAUCUUCCUCAUCCAGAGAUUCCAACGGUCGGGUGAGCCCAUGGGCAAACCCUUAGGAGCUAGUCGGGGCCACCGCAUGUGAUGUCCCAGUCUUGCCUUGUAGCCUGACCUGGCUGCCGUCGGUGGUCCACUCACCCUGUGGACCCUCUUCUUUAAAGAUGGCCGGAGAAGCCAGCUUCUUUGUCCUCUGUGGUACCCCUGGUGGCGCUUGGUGACCUUCACUGAUGACACAGGGGCUGAUGCUGGAGGUCCAUGUCCUGCAGAAUAAGGUGGGCCACUUCGUGGAGGGAGUGAUUUCUCAGGCUCGAAGACUCUAUAAGGCCCACUAGGACCCCAAAGGUUUGUCUGGACACUCCCCAGCUGUUUUUGUCCAGCUGCAGCUGGGAGCCAGAGGUGGGUCACAAGAUGAAUUAGUGGGUCUUCACACCUGAAAUCGAAUGGAAUUGGAAAUUACAGAGCACACCCCACACAAUCAGGCUAAGUAGGAAGCUUUUCUAGCUACGGGUGUGCCUGUGAAUCACGGGUGGUGUCCCCCGUGAUGCCUCGCAUCUUUUUCAAUCAACUUCUUAGCGUGGAUUCUGCCAGGUCUCUUCCUCACUUUUUUUUUCUUUUUUUUUUUUUCUUGAAGAGGGCACCCACAAUUGUACCUUAUUAUUUUGGGACCUCAGUCCUGAAGAGGACCUACUCCUUCUAGAUACAUUGGAUUUCCCUCAUGGUGUGUUGUUUUGUUUUGUUUCCUUUUGACAAGACAAGCUUUAUGUUAGAGCUGCUUUUGUCUCUUGGGUCUGUUUCCUGACAUGGAAUCCCUGCAUUGCUGAUUUACAGUUAGAGAUGUUUAAACUGCUUCCUUUGAGGACAAGUUUGAGUUUUAGUAAGCUGUAAAGCUAUUUUAUUUGGUUCGCUGUGAUUAAGACACGCACAAAAACAAGUGAAGAAAUAGCACAUUUCAAUGUAAUCCCCUUUGGAUUUUUUUCCAAAGUCUUGGUAUGUCUUUGUGACACAAAACGUGAAUGGGAUGGGUGCAAGAACUGCUCCAGGCUGCAUAGCUGUUACUGUGUUCCAAAAAUAAAUCACUUUACCCACA
Messenger RNA from Sus scrofa (pig), 4224 nucleotides. RefSeq names its product zinc finger CCCH-type containing 12D (gene ZC3H12D). NCBI's taxonomy places the organism in Eukaryota, Metazoa, Chordata, Mammalia, Artiodactyla, Suidae. Gene Ontology annotation, molecular function: mRNA binding; RNA endonuclease activity; metal ion binding. The record is from RefSeq and is a predicted model, not a curated record. Gene Ontology annotation, cellular component: nucleus; cytoplasmic ribonucleoprotein granule.